UUACUGGAAGAACUUCGGAGCGGAGGAGGUGGAGCCUUACGAAUAUCAGCUCUAUAGACUACUCGUUGGUCGCUGUAACACAACUACCUCCGGUUGCUGGAUAGAGAAAGAAGGAGAGAAUAUUGUUUAUUAUCUAUUUCACUUACUUUGGUAAUGUAAACAUGUUUCCCAUGCCAAUAAAGCCCUUUGAAUUGAAUUGAGAGAGAAUAAGAAUGGGGUGGGCGACGUCUUUACCGACAAUAGCCUACGGACCCGUUCCUCUGUCGGUUAGAAGAGACAGGAGUUAAUGACCAAGUUUAUAAAUGAUUUAACUCGGGGACUUUGGAUAUUUUCUCCCCCCGGAGAGGAACGCUGGAGCCCGAGACAGGAACCGUCUCCAAGCUGUCUGCAGUGGGUGGUCUCUCUGAGGUCCUCUCUGGACUGCUCCUCAGUGUCUUCACUCUGGGAAUCACGUCCGCUACCCUAUUCCUCCCCUCUUCCCUCACGUCCUCUCCCCUCCUCCCCCCACACGUCCUCACCCUCCCUCCUCCCCUCCUCCCUCACGUCCUCUCCCUUUCUCCUCCCCUCCUCCAUCACAACUCACCUCCUCCCCUUGUACCUCCUCCCCCCUCCCUGCUCUGGACCCCCCACCCCUCGGUCAGCAAGCCGAGCAGGGGGGGUCAGGGCGCCAUGGUAACCCAUAGCAGGCACGACCCCCCCAGCCAUGAGCAGCGUUACCCACCCAGAGGUCAGAGGUCAGGGGUCAGACGUUCACCCCCUGCGCUACAAACCCUUCAGCUCGCACGCACACUACCAACAGGUGCUGUGUGCGGUGCGUAAGUUACAGGAGAGUGGGUUCUACUGGGGUGCAGUGGGGGGUCGUGAGGCCAGCGCUCUGCUCCGCUCCCAGCCCCCAGGGACCUUCCUGGUCCGAGACUCCUCCGACCACCACUACUUCUUCACACUGUCGGUCCAGACGGCUCGUGGGACCAAGAACCUCCGGAUCCACAGCCAGGGGGGAAGCUUUUACCUGCAGCCCGACCCCCACUGCACGCACACGCCCCCGCGUUUCGACUGUGUGCUCAAACUGAUUGGACACUACAUGGGGAAGGAGGGAGGUGGAGGAGGAGAUAGGGAGGCCGGGGUAAGGACAGGGGGGGGCAUGGCUGCGGCUGCAGGGGAGACUGUGGGGACAGGGAGUUUGUAUCUGAUCCACUCUGGGGGAGAGAAGGUUCCGUUAGAACUGCGUCGACCCCUCCCCUCCUCCCUGUCCUCCCUCCAGCACCUGUGUAGAAGGACCCUGAACGGACACCUGGGGGGCCCGGAUCCCCCUGACACACACCAGCUCCCUCACACUCUAAGAGACUUCUUGGCGGAGUACGAUGCUCCCAUCUAAACACACACACACACACACACACAGUUCAGUUUGGGGGUUUUCCCGUCUAAUGGUUGAGGAUAGGAUUUGGAGAGGGUAAGCUGAUCCUAGAUCGAUGCCACUGCUUUCCUAUCAAGUGGAUCCUCAUAUAGGUAGCCAUGGAUACGCCUCUCCUGGAGAGACUGUCAAUGGGAGUCAGGAAAACGCUGGGGGUCAAAGGUUGUUGCCCUGUCAGCCAGUUAGUCGUUCUCCCAGCGGAAGCUGUGAUUGGGUAGUCAAAAAGAUUAAAGUGACGCAGACAGUGAACGUGCACACACGCAAGCAAACACACACACACACACGCAAGCAAACACACACACACGCAAGCAAAACACACACACACGCAAGCAAACACACACGCAAGCAAACACACACACACACGCAAGCAAACACACACACACACGCAAGCAAACACACACACACGCAAGCAAACACACACACACGCAAGCAAACACACACGCAAGCAAACACACACACACGCAAGCAAACACACACACGCAAGCAAACACACACGCAAGCAAACACAUACACACUUUAGCAAGCACACACUUUAGCAAGGGCUUUAGGAGUGUUGUCAGAAAGGUUUCCUGUGGGUUUGUUGUGCUGCUGUGGCUGAGGAACAGCUCUUUCUGUUGAUUAGCAGAAGCUUACCUCUCCUCUUUCUCCUGUCUGACAUGUAAAAUGGGUUGACUGGAUUGAGAGGGAGAGAGAGAGGGAGAUAGAGAGAGGGAUUGAAGUAUAAUGAGAGAAAAGGAGAGAGAGGGUGGGGAGUAUGGCAGUGAAUGUCAAACGAGGGGCCCAUAGCAGAGUGAAUGUGUUUGUGUGCAUGGUGUCGUACACAUUUCCACUGCUGCAUGCCAACUAGCAUGGCCUCAUAGGAAGGUGUGAGGGAUCAUGGCUGACAACAGCCUCUAGCCUCACACACACACACACACACACACACACACACACACACACACACACACACACAGAGAUAGACACACACACAGGCAUACAUACAGCUAUACUGCAGCUUUGGAAGCUCUUCUGUUUAGAAUGUGAUGGAGGUGCCCCUGUCUCUCCCUCUUGUCUUUACCCCCCCCCACACAUAUCUCUCUGAGAACAGGAGUUGUGACAGUGAGUCUGAGCAGACCACUGUUAGUCAGACAAAAGCCCUGGCAGACAACCAAAGCUAACAGUGGAUCUUAUUAUAGUCCCAGGGGGCCGGCAGGCAGACAGACAGACAGACAGGCAGGCAGGCAGGCAGGCAGGCAGACAGACAGACAGACAGACAGACAGGCAGGCAGGCAGACAGACAGACAGACAGACAGGCAGGCAGACAGGCAGAAACAACAACGGGUGUGUCCCAAAUAGCACCCUAUUCCCUUUAUAGUGCAUUACUUUGGGACCGUGUGGACUCUGGUCAAAACUAGUUCACUAUAGGAAAUAGGUUGCCAUUUGAGACACAGGCAGAAACAACUACAACUGAAGCAGAACAUAGAAGUCGAGUGGGAGAGGUUAGGAAAGGGUGAGGAAAGAGUGAGGAAGACAAGUAGGGGUGAGGCUGGGGGAGAGGUUAGAGAUGGUUUUCAGACCACAGAGAUGAUGACAACCCCUUCAUUUGGUCUGAUGAUGAUGGUAGUGAUGAUGAUGAUGAUGACGAAGACGUGAUAAUAAUGAUUUUGAUGAUGAUGUAGUGUUACGCUGAAUCCAUGUCUUCCUGAUAGAAGUCUAAUUAGUAGAAGAUCAACGUUUGUCAUUUUUAACAUUUACUAACAACAUAAUGUUUACAUGUGUCGCAUCAGCCCAGCUACAUGUGAAGUACUCGUCUUUCAUAAAGACUGCUCAUAACCUCGCCACCAGACUGGCAGACAGGGCAAACUAUCUGGAACAAAAAAAACUAAAAGCAUUACAAAAUAGAAAUGAAUAAAGGAACUUUGCACAUAUUUAUAUUUCUAAGAUAUUUCAAUACUUAAUAUUAAAGCGCACUUUUUUUUAACCAAAUUGAACCGAUUCUCUUUGUGCCUUCAUUUAUGUAGGAUACACGUCUGUCUGUCUGUGUGCGAUUUAAUUAACACUUUAACUGAAUGUGGUGUCAAUUUAAACCCCUCUGAUGUUAACCCCUCUAGAAUCAACUCUCAGAUAUAACACUUUUUUACCUCAACACGAGAUUUUAACACCUGCAAAUUUGCUGUGUGGGGAACACGUGAAACAUUUCUCUGGUAAUGUGCAGUGUACUGAACUGUAGUGUGUGUGUGUGUGUGUGUGUGUGUGUGUGUGUGUGUGUGUGUGUGUGUGUGUGUGUGUGUGUGUGUGUGUGUGUGUGUGUUUUGAGAGGGAGAAAGAGGUGAGGAGGUCAGAGAGAAUUAGUGUAUGUAAGGUCAGAGAGGUGAAAGGUUCCACGUGGGAGAGAUUUAUGAUGGUCUGUGGUUAGCAGUGUGUAAAAGGUGUACGUAAGGGUCUGGGUGGAGAAUUUCUCAAUAGUGUGAGUAACUCUCUCUCUCUCCCCCAAUUCAAUUCAAAUGGCUUUAUUGGCAUGGGAAAUAUGUAUAUAUUGCCAAAGCAACUGAAAUAGAGAAUAAACAAAAGUGAAA
Molecule: messenger RNA, 3966 nt
Organism: Salmo salar (Atlantic salmon)
Lineage: Eukaryota; Metazoa; Chordata; Actinopteri; Salmoniformes; Salmonidae
Product: suppressor of cytokine signaling 3
Biological process (GO): intracellular signal transduction; phosphatidylinositol phosphate biosynthetic process
Cellular component (GO): phosphatidylinositol 3-kinase complex
Molecular function (GO): 1-phosphatidylinositol-3-kinase regulator activity
Source: RefSeq, a predicted model, not a curated record